Messenger RNA from Oncorhynchus nerka (sockeye salmon), 6511 nucleotides. RefSeq names its product cyclin-dependent kinase 15 (gene cdk15). The record is from RefSeq and is a predicted model, not a curated record. Bases 4371 to 5633 code for a protein of 420 amino acids. Gene Ontology annotation, biological process: protein phosphorylation. Gene Ontology annotation, cellular component: cytosol; cytoplasm; nucleus. The transcript is spliced from 14 exons. Gene Ontology annotation, molecular function: cyclin-dependent protein serine/threonine kinase activity; cyclin binding; ATP binding. Lineage: Eukaryota; Metazoa; Chordata; Actinopteri; Salmoniformes; Salmonidae.
CCACAAGUUGAACGGAAGCCGAGAGGCCUCAAAGCGUGCGUAUUUUCUUGCCUUUCAAAAAAAUAAAUUAUUACAUCGAUUCUGUCAAGUGGCUUAGCUUUGUUAGCUAUCUAUUUUGAAAUACACCAGAUAUGGAAUUCUGCUGUUUUACACUGUAAUUUCCUAUUUGAUUAAUGUGUGUCAAUGUCAAGGUGAAAAACGGGUGCAGGUAGGAGCUAUCUUUCUUUAUGUGCAAUCAGUGAAAAAAAUAUUAUUUUAUUAUAUUAUUAUUAUUUUAGAUUUAGAGUAUGUGCUAACUUGUAUCUAUAGGUACAGUGCAGUCAUAUUUGAAUGACUCUAAAUACAAAAUCUGGAGUGACUCUGACAUACAGUGGGAAGAAAAAGUAUGUGAACCCUUUAGAAUUACCUGGAUUUUUGCAUAAAUUGGUCAUAAAAUUUGAUCUGAUUUUCAUCUAAGUCACAACAAUAGACAAACAGAGUUUGCCAUGUAGUCAUGGCUCUAUGUAGUUGUCACGACUCCCGCUGAAGUCAGUCCCUCUCCUUGUUCGGGUGGCGUUCGGCGGUCGACGUCCCCGGUCUUCUAGCCAUCGCCGCUCCACCUUUCAUUUUCCAUUUGUUUUGUCUUGUUUUUCCGCACACCUGGUUUAUAUCCCCUCAUUACUCUACGUGUAUAUUAUCCUCUGUUCCCCCCCAUGUCUGUGUGUGGUAUUGUUCGUUUCAUUACGUGUGUGACUCUUCAGGCUGGUUUUGCCCUAGGGUAUGGUUGUACCCGUGGUUUUUGUAUUUUGUACCAUUUUGUGUCAUUUGUGCACAUUCACUUUUUCCCUUGGGCCGGAGUGUUGUGACUCAGUUGCGUCUGGCUGUUUUCCUCUGCCUGAAUAAAGUGUGCCUGUUCACUCAUCUCUGCUCUCCUGCACCUGACUUCCUUCGACCAGUUGCGCACACUCUGACAGUAGUACUGUGUGCCUCCCAUAGUCUGUUCUGGACUUGAGGACUGUGAAGAGACCUCUUGUGGCAUGUCUUGUGGGGUAUGCAUGGGUGUCCGAGCUGUGUGCCAGUAGUUUAGGCAGACAGCUUGGUGCAUUCAACAUUUCAAUACCUUUCAUAAAUAAAAGUAGUGUUGAAGUCAGUCUCUCCUCCACUUUCAGCCAGGAGAGAUUGACCUGCAUAUUAUUCAUAUUAGCUCUCUGUGUACAUCCAAGGGCCAGCCAUUCUGCCUUGUUCUGAGCCAAUUGCCAUUUUCCUAAGUCCUUUUUUAUGGCACCUGACCACACGACUGAACAGUAGUCAAGGUGUGACAAAACUAGGACCUGUAGGACCUGCCGUGUUGAUAGUGUUGUUAAGAAGGCAGAGCAUCGCUUUAUUAUAGACAGACUUCUCCCCAUCUUAGCUACUGUUGUAUCAACAUGUUUUGACCAUGACAGUUUACAAUAAAUAGCAUGUCAUAAGGUGAAUGCACCAAUUUGUAAGUCGCUCUGGAUAAGAGCGUCUGCUAAAUGACUUAAAUGUAAAUGUAAAUGUAAUAUCGUGUUACUCCAAGCAGUUAGUUUAGUCAUCUCAACUUCCCCAAUCUCCACAUUAUUUAUUACAAGAUUUAGUUGAGGUUUAGGGUUUAGUGAGUGUUUUGUUCCAAAUACAAUGCUUUAAGUUUUAGAAAUAUUUAGGGCUAACUUAUUCCUUGCCACCCACACUGAAACUAACUGCAGCUCUUUGUUGAGUGUUUCAGUAAUUUCAGUCACUGCAGUAGCUGACGUGUAUAGUGUUGAGUCAUCUGCAUACAUAGAAACUCUGGCUUUACUCAAAGUCAGUGGCAUGUCGUUGGUAAAAAUUGAAAAAAGCAAGGGGCCUAAACAGCUACCCUGGGGAAUUCCUGAUUCUAACUGGAUUAUAUUUGAUAGGCUUCCAUUAAAGAACACCCUCUGUGUUCUGUUAGACAAGUAACUCUUUAUCCACAGUAUAGCAGGGGGUGUAAAGCCAUAACACAUACGUUUUUCCAGCAGCAGACUAUGAUCAAUAAUGUCAAAAGCUGCACUGAAGUCUAACAAGACAGCCCCCACAAUCGUUUUAUCAUCAAUUUCUCUCAGCCGAUCAUCAGUCAUUUGUGUAAGUGCUGUGCUUGUUGAGUGUCCUUCCCUAUAAGCAUGCUGAAAUUCUGUUGUCAAUUUGUUUACUGUGAAACAGCAUUGUAUCUGGUCAAACACAAUUAUUUCCAGAAGUUUACUAAGGGUUGGUAACAGGCUGAUUGGUCGGCUAUUUGAGCCAGUAAAGCUUCCCUCCAGGCCUGAGGGCACACGCUCUCUAGUAGGCUUAAAUUGAAGAUGUUGCAAACAGGAGUGGCAUAUUUCUGCAGUAAUUUUCCAUCUAGAUUGUCAGACCCUGGUGGCUUGUCAUUGUUGAUAGAGAACAAUAAUUUUUUUCACCUCUUCCACACUGACUUUACGGAAUUCAAAAGUACAAUUCUUGUCUUUCAUAAUUUGGUCCAAUAUACUUGGAUGUGUAAUGUCAGCGUUUGUUGCUGGCAUGUCAUCCCUAAGUUUGCUUAUCUUGCCAAUGAAAAAGUCAUUAAAGUAGUUUGCAAUAUCAGUGGCUUUGUGAUGAAUGAGCCAUCUGAUUCAAUAAAUGAAGGAGCAGAGUUGGCUUUUUUACCCUAAAUUUAAUUUAAGGUGCCCCAAAGCUUUUUACUAUCAUUCUUUAUAUAAUUUAUCUUUGUUUCAUAGUGUAGUUUUUAGUGUAGUUAGUGUAGUUUUUAAUUUUUAUUUAUUUAGUUUAGUCACAUGAUUUCUUAAUUUGCAGUACGUUUGCCAAUCAGUUGGGAUGCCAGACUUAAUUGCCAUACCUUUCGCCUCAUCCCUCUCAACCAUCCUCAUCAAUCCAAGGGGAUUUUAAACGUUUUUACAGUCAUUUUCAUAAUGGGUGUGUGCUUAUUAGUAACUGGAAUAAGUCAUUUCAUAAAUGUGUCAAGUGCAGUGUCUGGUUGCUCCUCAUUACACACCACAGACCAGAAAAUAUGACUUACAUCAUCAACAUAUGAAUCACUACAAAACUUAUUCUAUAACCUCUCAAACAUAUAUAUAUAUAUAACAUAUAUUAGGCCCAGCCUUUGGAACUUUGGUUUUCCUAGAUAUGGCUAUUAUAUUGUGAUCACUACAUCCUAUGGAUUUGGAUACUGCUUUAAAGCAAAUAUCUGCAGUGUCACGAAAGAUGUGAUCAAUGCAUGAUUUAAUUCCUGUGCUCUUUGUAACUACCCUGGUAGGUUGACUGACGACCCGAUCCAGGUUGCAGGCACUGGUUACCGUUUGAAGUUUUUUCCUGAGGUGGCAGCUUGAUUAUAGCCAGUCAAUAUUUCAAUCACCCAUCAAAUAUACUUCUCUGUUGACAUCACAUACAUUAUCAAGCAUUUCACACAUAUUAUCCAGAUACUGACUGUUAGCACUUGGUGGUCUAUAGCAGCUUCCCACAAGAAUAGGCUUUAGGUGAGGCAGAUGAACCUGUAGCCAUAUUACUUCAACAGUAUUUAACAUUAGAUCGUCUCUAAGCUUUACAGGAAUCUGGUUCUGAAUAUAGACCGCAACACCGCCUCCGUUGACAUUUCUGUCUUUUCGGUAGAUGUUAUAACCAUGUAUUGCUACCACUGUAUCAUCAAAGGUAUUAUCUUAGUGAGUUUCAGAGAUAGUCAGAAUCAGUGGCUUCUUCCAUGGUGUCCUCCCAUGAACACCAUUCUUGUUUAGUGUUUUACACAUUGUAGACUCGUCAACAGAGAUAUUAGCAUCUUCCAGAGAUUUCUGUAAGUCUUUAGCUGACACUCUAGGAUUCUUCCUGUUUGGCCCUGUCCUGGGGUAUCAUCGGAUGGGGCCACAGUGUCUCCUGACCCCUCCUGUCUCAGCCUCCAGUAUUUAUGCUGCAGUAGUUUAUGUGUCGUGGGGCUAGGGUCAGUUUGUUAUAUCUGGAGUACUUCUCCUGUCUUAUCCGGUGUCCUGUGUGAAUUUAAGUAUGCUUUCUCUAAUUCGCUUUUUCUUUCUCUCUCUCGGGGACCUGAGCCCUAGGACCAUGCCUCAGGACUACCUGGCCUGAUGACUCCUUGCUGUCCCCAGUCCACCUGGCCGUGCUGCUGUUCCAGUUUCAACUGUUCUGCCUGCGGCUAUGGAACCCUGACCUGUUCACCGGACGUGCUACCUGUCCCAGACCUGCUGUUUUCAACUCUCUGGAGACAGCAGGAGCGGUAGAGGUUGCUGAAGACAAGGAGGGGCUGUGACUGAGAUGAGAGCGCUGCUGUAGCUGGGUCCAAUUCUAAGGAUGCCGGGGUGGAAGUGAGGUUCUAUAGCGGUUCCACAGCAGUUCCACAGUACCACCAGGCAGGAACCAACGCUGGGAUGCAGAACCUACGACAAGCAGCCACUGAGGCUUUCCAUCGCCUGGGUCUGAAGCAAAGACAGCUGGGAUAUGAGGAGUUGGAUGAGACAGACCCGUCCUACUCCAAUCCCCGGCCUCACUGGUUCCACACGCUGCAGGUCCGCAGGCUGGCGGUCCAGAGAGGACGCAGCAACAGUGACCCUAUGGGAGGGAAAAGUUUCGAUCAGGACUUCCAAUGGAAAACAGGCCUACAGUUUGGCACAGCCAACUCCUACCUGAACCUGGAGAAGAUAGGGGAGGGGACAUACGCUACAGUCUACAAGGGAAUCAGCCGGAUAAACGGGCACCUGGUGGCCUUGAAGGUGAUCCGUAUGAAGACGGAAGAAGGCGUACCAUUCACUGCCAUCCGAGAGGCCUCCCUCCUGAAAGGCCUGAAACACGCCAACAUUGUCCUGCUCCAUGACAUCAUCCACACCAAAGAGGCACUCACAUUUGUCUUUGAGUACGUACAAACAGACUUGGCUGAGUAUAUGACGCAGCACCCAGGGGGCCUGCAUUCCUACAAUGUCAGGAUCUUCAUGUUCCAGCUGCUGCGGGGUCUGUCCUACAUCCACGGUCGGAGGAUCCUGCAUCGGGACCUCAAACCCCAGAACCUGCUCAUCAGCUACCUGGGGGAGCUCAAACUGGCCGACUUCGGGCUGGCCCGGUCCAAGUCCAUCCCGUGCCAGACCUAUUCGUCUGAGGUGGUGACUCUGUGGUACCGACCUCCUGAUGUCCUCCUGGGUUCCACUGAUUACUCCACUGCUCUGGACAUCUGGGGAGCUGGAUGCAUCUUCAUUGAGAUGCUCCAGGGGACGCCAGCCUUUCCAGGGGUGGCAGACGUCUUUGAGCAGCUGCAGAACGUAUGGACUGUCGUAGGGGUCCCGACUGAGGAGACGUGGCCAGGAGUGAACGAGCUGCCCAACUUCAGACCAGAGUGGUUUCAACCAUGUCAGCCCCAGCAAUUCAGGAAUGUUUGGAAAAGACUGUCCAAGUUGCCCUAUAAGACAGAGGACCUGGCCCAGAAGAUUCUGAUCACCAUCCCACGAGACCGCAUCUCGGCCCAGGAUGCACUGCAGCACCCCUAUUUCAACACGCUACCACCCCCCAUCAUGCAGCUACGAGACACUGUAUCAGUCUUCAAGGUCCCCGGAGUGAGGCUGGAGACAGAGGUGAAGGAUAUCUUCAGUCCCAGUCUAAGGAUCAGACCGCCCCAGCUGGUGCCCUUGGCUAAGUGCUGGUGAUAAUGGACCCCUAACCCACUGGGCUUGACCCCUAACCCCAGGCCCAUAGCCCCAGGCCCCUAACUCCAGGCCCUUAGCCCUGCCUGCAGGCUAGACCACCAUCUGAUCAAGAUGGAGAGGCAUGAGGUCCUCCACCAACCUCUGCUCUUGACUCCACCCAGCAUUCCUCAGUCACAGUUCCCAUGUUGUAAGAAGACAGGAGAGAAGAGGGAGGUUUUGAAUGGUACCUGGUAUAUCACAUAUUAGAUGAUGUCAGAAGUACUGUAUGCACUGUAUAUACUCUCUAUCUGAGACCCGGUGUCUGUUGUUGGUGGCAACGGAAAGUUAGGCAAUGUCUAAGAGAACUGUCAGGAAGCUCAGAACAGCUUAACAUCUUCCUUCUGCUGAACCACCUCCUCCUGCGUCCUCCCUCUCCUUCUCCUUCUCCUUCUCCUUCUCAGAGCGUCUCCCUGGACUCACUAUGCUCUCUCUGCCUCCUCCUAAAUCUACACUGAGAUUCAAUGAUGACUAUGGGUUUGUUUUGCAGAUGACUGUUUUAUUUUGUACUGCCAAAACAUGCAUAUAUUAUAUAUCAUAUCUUAUAUUAAUCAGGUCCUUGUGAACCAUGAUUGUUCUUUUGCACAGCAUGUGGGUGGGUAUCCCUACGACAGAACGACGGUGACGGUUGUGUGUACACUGUAACUCAUGUCGUAUUGUACCGUGAAACUUCCUCCUCGACACCCCACAUAGCGUAUUUUUCGGCAAUCUUGUGAUGUCCACUCUUCAAUUGUCCUACACUUGGGUGCAGCUUUGCCUUUAAAAUGUGUGUGUGUGUGUGUGUGUGUGUUUCGUGAGAAUGAGUGAAGGAGUGUGUGAGUCAAUAAAUGUUGCAGUAAUGA